AUGCAGACCCACCUGUACUCUACCUUCGUGGACCUGACAAAAGCCUUCGACGCGGUGAAUCGUGAAGACCUGUGGAAGAUCAUGCAGAAAUUCGGCUGUCCGGAGCGAUUCACUCAGAUGGUGCUUGGGUUCCAUGAUGGCAUGAUGGCGGGAGUCACGGACAACGGAGUUGUCUCAGGGGCAUUCGCAGUGACCAACGGAGUGAAGCAGAGAUGCGUGCUGGCGCCUACCCUCUUCAGCCUUAUGUUCUCUGCCAUGCUGAUGGACGCCUACCGCGACGAACGCCCCGGGAUGCGCAUCGCCUACAGGACGGACGGUCACCUCCUGAAUCAACGGCGGAUGCACUUCCGAUCGCGCUUAUCCACAACCACCGUUCACAAACUUCUCUUCGCCGACGACUGCGCCCAGAACACCAACUCGAAAGAGGCGAUGCAACGGAGCAUGUACCUGUUCUCCGCCGCUUGCGAGAAAUUCGAUCUGGUCAUCAACACGCAGAAGACCGGGGUGAUGCAUCAACUGCCACCCACCACAACCACUCCUACUAACGCGCCGCCACCGCACAUCAGUGUGAACGGAACCCAACUGUUAGUGGUGGAGAACAUCCCGUACCUGGGCAGUACCCUCUCCCGUAACACCAAAAUCGAUGACGAAGUCGCUCACAGGAUCUCGAAAGCCAGUCAAGCCUUCGCUGCCUCCAAAACACAGUUUGGAGUCGUCACGGUCUCCAAAUGA
Molecule: messenger RNA, 732 nt
Organism: Spirometra erinaceieuropaei
Lineage: Eukaryota; Metazoa; Platyhelminthes; Cestoda; Diphyllobothriidea; Diphyllobothriidae
Source: the annotation of a GenBank genome assembly